ACCAUGUGGCUGAUGAGACCGCCAACACUGAGACAGAGGUUUGCACAAAAGAAAAAAGAAGGGCAGGAGAGAGAAAAGGAGGGGUGGUGACAGAAUCCCUCACUGCAGGAGGACAGAACACAGGGGACAGCAGAAGCAUUCUUACAAGCAAAAGUGAACCAGUGAACGGGGAGGCAAUCCAAGCACAUUGACCAGCGAAGGAAAGAGGGAGGGGAGAGAGCGAAAGCGAGAGAGAAAGAGAGGUCUGAAGGGGGCAAUGACACACACCGUGAGACUGAGCUCAGCGCACACAGAGGAAGGGGGAAGGAUGGAGCGAUGAGAGCGAGAAAGAGCGAGGGAGAGAAGAGAGGAGCCAGAUGAUGGAGCCCAGAGACAGGUUUAACAGAGGGAGAGCCACUCGUCCCCGCUCUCUGCGGCAGACAUGACUCCAGACGGACGACUCCGCUGGAAUUAGCCAGAGGGACCGUAGAGGACAGCAGGUCUGUCUCAGCGAAUGCAGCAAGGGAGCUGAUUUAUUACUGAGGGAGUGUGUAUGCGCACGUGUGUGUGAGCGUGCGCGUGUGCGUUUGCGUGUGUGUGUGCACGCUGCAAGGUUUUUUACACUUAUAGUGGCUGGUGGGGGGUGAAGGAGCCUUCCAGUGAUAAUGAAAAUCAGUAGGCAGUACAAUGUAUGGCAGUAGAUGCAUGUGCAAAUCUGUCUUUGCCUUCUAGCGUAGCAUAUGCUGGGAGGAUUCAAGCAGUGACAGUCGGUCAUCGAGUUUGUGCGUGUGUGUGUGUGUGUGUGUGUGGAGGUGAGCGGAGGAGGUAUCACCUGGGUGCAGUGUGAGGGGUUUCAGGAGUUAGGGUUCGGGGAGGUACUGGACACAACGCAAGGACACAAGCACCACAGUGAUGGGAGGAAGGGCAAUGGGAGGCACCAGGGGACUCCUGGAGGUGGAACGAGAGGGAGAGAUAAUGGCUGUCAGACACAGUGAGCUGUAGCAUAUGCUGUAGCGUAGAUCUGAGUGGUGCGGCAGGCAAAGGACAAGCCUCACUGCACAGGGUGGGGAAGGGAGAGAGAGAGAGAGAGGGAGAGAGGGAGAGAGGGAGUAGGGGUAGAGGGUGGAGGAAAGGCAGACGGCACCGCUCCUCUGCCAGGAAGCGAGGAGCACCGCAGGACUCGACCGCGGGAAGACACAGACCCCACCGCAGCGCGUCGUCGCACAGGUCAGCCGGGAGAGGUCAGGAGAAGCUGGGGAGCCCCCCUCUGCCUGGGGAGCGUCAGGAGUGCUGAGCCCAGGAGGAGGGCGGGAGGAGACGCCGUUCCUCUGCAGGCUGGACCUGUCUCUCAAUGACCAUGGGGGAAUGGACCAUCCUGGAGCGGCUGUUGGAGGCUGCUGUCCAGCAACACUCCACUAUGAUCGGGAGGAUCCUGCUGACAGUGGUGGUGAUCUUCCGUAUAUUGAUAGUAGGCAUAGUGGGUGAAAAGGUCUACGAGGACGAGCAGAUAAUGUUCAUCUGCAACACCAUGCAGCCGGGCUGCAACCAGGCCUGCUAUGACAAGGCCUUCCCCAUAUCCCACAUCCGCUUCUGGGUCUUCCAGAUCAUCCUGGUGUGCACGCCCAGCCUGUGCUUCAUCACCUACUCUGUGCACCAGUCCGCCAAGCAGCGCGACCGCAACUACUCCAUCCUGCACCCCUACAUAGACCACGGCCACGCGAGUCACCACAGUCGCGCAAGCGAUCACCACGCCCGCAAGCUGCGCAACAUCAACGGCAUCCUGGUACAGAACCCCGACAGCGGCAAGGAGGACCAGGAUCUGGAGGUCAAGGAGAUCCCCAACGUGGCCCGGGGGCUCACACAGGCCAAGAGUGCAAAGGUGCGACGGCAGGAGGGCAUCUCUCGCUUUUACGUCAUCCAGGUUGUGUUCCGUAACGUGCUGGAGAUCGGGUUUCUGGCCGGCCAGUACUUCUUGUACGGCUUCAAUGUGCCGGGGAUGUUUGAAUGUGACCGUUACCCCUGCGUGAAGGAGGUGGAGUGCUACGUGUCGCGUCCGACGGAGAAGACCGUGUUCCUGGUCUUCAUGUUCGCCGUGAGUGGCAUCUGUGUCCUGCUCAACCUGGCUGAGCUCAACCACCUGGGUUGGAGGAAGAUCAAGACAGCCGUCAGGGGGGUUCAGGCCCGCAAGAAGUCCAUCUGUGAGGUGCGUAAGAAGGACGUGUCACAUCUGUCCCAGGCCCCUAACCUCGGCAGGACCCAGUCCAGUGAGUCAGCCUACGUCUGACCGAGGCUCCCCCACAUCAGGGUCCCUUCCCUCAGGACCAGGCGGUCUCUGGGGAGGAUGGACCCACGGCCCUGCCCACGUACCCUGUGGGGAACUCUGACCCAAGGACUUGACACGGCCAUACCAGAGACAAACGCUUUUAGGACUCAACGAGGAA
Molecule: messenger RNA, 2420 nt
Organism: Esox lucius (northern pike)
Lineage: Eukaryota; Metazoa; Chordata; Actinopteri; Esociformes; Esocidae
Gene: gjd1a
Product: gap junction protein delta 1a
Exons: 2
Coding region: 1331-2263 (310 amino acids)
Biological process (GO): cell communication
Cellular component (GO): connexin complex
Source: RefSeq, a predicted model, not a curated record